Syzygium oleosum is the source of this 4444-nucleotide messenger RNA. RefSeq names its product putative ABC transporter C family member 15. Lineage: Eukaryota; Viridiplantae; Streptophyta; Magnoliopsida; Myrtales; Myrtaceae. The coding region runs from base 1 to 3819 and encodes 1272 amino acids. The record is from RefSeq and is a predicted model, not a curated record. The transcript has 11 exons. Gene Ontology annotation, biological process: transmembrane transport. Gene Ontology annotation, molecular function: ATP binding; ABC-type transporter activity; ATP hydrolysis activity. Gene Ontology annotation, cellular component: vacuolar membrane; plant-type vacuole.
AUGGCCUUUUCAUUAGGAAGUAACCGUCUUCUCAACCAACCAUUGCUUCGGACAGAGGUAGAGGGUAGAGAUUUGGACGGCUUCGACAAUGCCGGGUUUUGGAGCCGACUCACAUUUCAAUGGCUGAACCCCCUUUUCAGCACGGGUCGAAAGAAAAAGCUCGAAUUGGGUCAUAUCCCUUCGGUUUCGCAGUCUGAAAGAGCGGAACACGCUUCAUUGUUGUUGGAGGAAUCUCUCAAGAAACAGAACUUUGCUCUAUGGACAUCGCUGGCGAAAAAUGGAGUACUGGCAGGAAUUAAUACACUAGCUUCAUAUAUGGGUCCUCUCUUGAUCACUAGCUUUGUGAAUUUCUUGUCGUCCAAGCGCAAAGAUUCAAGCUACCUCUUUGGACUGGUUCUUGCAUUCGUGUUCUUUUCUUCGAAGACUAUCGAGUCACUAACUCAAAGGCAGUGGUAUUUUGGUGCUCAGCGAAUUGGCAUACGCAUUAGAGCUGGCCUUAUGGCAUUGAUUUAUAUGAAGUGUCAAUCGAUCAAGUAUGCUGGUCUAAGCAAUGGGAAGAUCGUGAAUUUGAUCAAUGUGGAUGUUGAGAGAAUCGGGGACUUCUGCUCCUACAUUCACGGGGUGUGGUUGGUUCCGGUCCAAGUGUUUUUAGCCCUAGUCAUUUUGUACAGAAAUCUCGGUGCUGCCCCCACAUUUGCUGCUCUCUCUUCCACGGUUGUUGUAAUGGUUAGCAACACGCCAUUAGCGAAAAUGCAAGAAAGGUUUCAUUCAAAGAUCAUGGAAGCCAAGGAUGCUAGAAUGAAAGUGACCUCCGAGACUCUUAAGAGCAUGAGAGUACUUAAACUGCAUUCUUGGGAACCGACAUUCUUGAAGAAGAUUCUCCGACUCCGAGAGAUGGAGCAAAGUUUGCUGAAAAGGUACCUCUACACAUGCUCUGCAGUGGCUUUUCUCUUCUGGGCUUCGCCUACUCUGGUUUCGGUGGCUACCUUUGGCGCCUGCGUUGUCUUGAAAAUACCAUUAUCAGCAGGUACAGUUUUUUCGGCUUUGGCGACGAUCAGGAUCUUGCAGGAGCCAAUCUACAACUUGCCUGAGCUCAUAUCCAUGGUCACGCAAACUAAGGUCUCUAUCGAUCGUGUCCAAGAGUUCCUUAGAGAGGAUCACAAAAAGUUAUUGGCUCAUUCAUCCCCAAAACAAUCAGAUGUUGCUGUUGAGAUUGGGGCCGGUGAAUAUACUUGGUGUUCAGGUGAUGGAGCGUCAAAAAAACCUACAUUAAAAAUAUUGGAGAAGAUUAAUAUAAUGCAAGGUUACAAUGUUGCUGUUUGCGGGUCGGUUGGCUCUGGUAAAACGAGCUUGUUGUGUAGUAUGCUUGGUGAGAUUCCUAGAAUAGCUGGGGAAGCAAUAAGGGUCAAUGGAACGAAAGCAUACGUACCACAGAGUGCUUGGAUCCAAACCGGAAGUGUCAGAGAGAACAUCUUGUUUGGCAGGAAAUUCGAUUCUGCCUUCUAUGAGAAUGUCGUGGAAAGUUGCGCAAUGAAACAGGACAUCCAGAUGUGGAGCGAUGGGGAUUUGACAGCUAUUGGCGAAAGAGGGAUGAACUUGAGCGGAGGACAGAAGCAGAGGGUUCAACUAGCACGGGCAGUCUACAGUGGUUCCGAUGUUUAUUUUCUGGAUGACCCUUUUAGCGCCGUCGAUGCACACACUAGAACUCAUCUGUACAAGAAAUGUCUCAUGCAAAUGCUGUCUCGGAAGACUGUUAUCUAUUCCACCCAUCAGUUGGAGUUUUUAGAUGCCGCCGACCUCAUUCUUGUUAUGAAAGAUGGCUGUAUAGUUCAGUCAGGGAAGUAUGAAGAUCUGAUUGCGGAUCCGCAGGGUGAACUUGUUAGGCAAUUGUCUGCUCAUAGACAAUCUUUAAAUCAAGUGAACCCAGCCCAAGAAGACAGGACAUCGUCCAUCAAGCCAUGCCAAGCGAGCAAAAUCGAAAUCAUGGAAGAAAACUCUGAGGAGCACGUUAAAAACAGAAAUCUUUGUAAUAAAACACAAGAAGAAGAAUCGGAAACUGGCCGUGUGAAAUGGAGCGUCUACUCAAACUUUGUGAUUUGUGCUUAUAAAGGUGCGCUGGUCCCAAUUAUUCUUCUUUGCCAAGUUCUCUUUCAAGGAUUACAGUUGGCCAGCAAUUAUUGGAUUGCCUGGGCGACCGAGGACAAUGGCAGGAUCAGCAGAGGAAAGCUGAUUGGAGUAUUCAUCUUGCUGUCUGGUGGGAGUUCGAUUUUUAUUCUGGGACGGGCAGUUCUGUUGUCGACUAUUGCCAUAAAGACUGCUCGACAUCUCUUCCAUGUUAUGAUUUCUUCAGUCUUCCGUGCACCCAUCUCGUUCUUUGACUCCACCCCUUCAAGCCGAAUUCUUGAUCGGUCUUCCACGGAUCAAAGCAGAGUGGACACAGACAUUCCCUACCGAUUAGCAGGGCUGGUGUUUGCUCUAAUUCAGUUGUUAAGUGUAAUCGUCCUAAUGUCCCAGGUGGCGUGGCAAAUUUUUGUUCUCUUCCUUUUGAUCCUCGCUAUCUCCAUGUGGUAUCAGGCUUAUUACAUCACCACGGCCAGAGAACUGGCCAGGAUGGUUGGGAUACGAAAGGCUCCAAUACUUCAUCACUUCUCGGAAGCAGUCACAGGGGCCGCACUAGUUCGAUGUUUCAACCGGGAAGAUGAUUUCUUGAGGAGGUGUCUCAGCUUAAUCGACGAUUACUCUCGCAUAGUUUUCCAUAACAGCAGCACUAUGGAAUGGCUCUCCGUUCGGAUAAACUUCCUCUUUAAUUUUGGUUUCUUCGUCGUCCUGAUCAUCUUGGUGAGCCUCCCCAGGUCGGUUGUGGAUCCCAGCUUGGCUGGGCUAGUGGCGACAUACGGCUUGAACCUAAACGUGCUCCAAGCAUGGGUCAUAUGGAAUCUGUGCAAUGUUGAGAACAAAAUGAUCUCGGUCGAGAGAAUUCUUCAAUUUACCAACAUACCAAGCGAAGCUCCCUUGGUGAUUGAAGAUUCCAGGCCGAACCCUGAAUGGCCUUAUGAAGGAAAAAUCGAGCUUCAAGACCUCAGCAUCCGAUAUGCUCCUUCUCUCCCAGUGAUCCUCAAGGAGAUCACCUGCACGUUCCCUGGAGGGAAAAAGGUCGGAAUUGUUGGACGAACGGGCAGCGGAAAGUCCACUCUCAUCCAAGCGUUGUUCAGGGUGGUCGAACCAUCAGGAGGGCGGAUAUUUAUUGACGGGGUCGACAUCUGCAAAAUUGGUCUGCAGGACUUGAGGUUGCGGCUGAGUAUUAUUCCACAGGAUCCAAUCCUAUUUCAGGGCAACAUUCGGACAAAUUUGGAUCCUCUGGAAGAGCAUUCAGACCAAGAAAUCUGGGAGGUUCUUAACAAAUGUCACCUAGCAGAGAUGGUAAGGCAGGAUCCAAGGCUUCUUGAUGCACCAGUUGCCGAGGAUGGAGAAAAUUGGAGCGUCGGGCAAAGACAACUGGCUUGCCUUGCUAGGGUGCUUUUGAAGAAGAGAAGGAUCCUGGUUUUGGAUGAGGCAACGGCUUCGAUUGAUACGGCCACCGAUAACCAGAUUCAGAGGACUAUCAGGGAAGAGUGUGGUGAUUGCACUAUCAUUACUGUUGCUCACCGGAUUCCCACUAUCAUUGAUAAUGACCUGGUUUUGGUUCUCGAUGAUGGCAAGAUAGUCGAGUAUGAUUCGCCGAAGCUCUUGCUAGAGAAUAAGUUCUCUUCGUUCUCAAAGUUAGCAGUCGAGUUUGUUAGGAGAUCAUCUAGUAAAAGCUGCAAUUGGGAUCUAUCUUGAGGAACGUAAUUGAUAGACCAAGACAAGGAGUCUUUUUUCCUUCAAGCUGCUUAUCGAGCUGGUCAUAACACCACUCCAUCCUGGCCAUGCGGGUCCACGGGAUUUGUGACUGUGUGCUCCCGUCUCCUUCUUUGACUCCAUGCCUUCAAGCCGAAUUCUCGAUCAGUUUGCACGAUCAUGGAAACGAGCUAAGGCAAAUGCCGGAAGUAGCCACCGAAUGUAAUUUCCCAAGGGAACCCAGCCCAAGAAGACAGGACUGGCGUGGCACGAAUAUAAAGAGCAAAGCCCGCCCACGUCAAAAGCGACAGCUUCAUGAAAGGUCUUUGGUUCCGCACGCAAAAAACGACGGCCGUACAGACUAAAGCGACCGGGGACACUGAACCGGCUAAAGUCUCUCUGCCUCUGCCUCUGCCUCUGCCUCUGCCUCUGUCUCUGUCUCUGUCUCUGUCUCUGUGUCUCUCGUAUAGCUUCCUUGACUUGCUUGCUCUGAAGCUUGAUUGGUUGAUCAUUAACGAUAAGUACAUUUGAUAUCUGCAUCGCAAGUUCGAGAAGGUCUUCUUCAGAAGAAUGUGUAAGACAUCACUUUAUUCAGGGCAUAAAUCAUUCUGAAAAGGAAUCAAUGCUU